Messenger RNA from Alligator sinensis (Chinese alligator), 4953 nucleotides. RefSeq names its product thimet oligopeptidase 1 (gene THOP1). The transcript is spliced from 12 exons. Gene Ontology annotation, cellular component: mitochondrial intermembrane space. Gene Ontology annotation, molecular function: metalloendopeptidase activity. The coding region runs from base 111 to 2072 and encodes 653 amino acids. Gene Ontology annotation, biological process: peptide metabolic process; proteolysis. The record is from RefSeq and is a predicted model, not a curated record. Lineage: Eukaryota; Metazoa; Chordata; Crocodylia; Alligatoridae.
UCGGUGACCCGGUGUGCGCGGCUGUCCCAGGCAGCGUUGUGCACAGCCAGCCCCCCCGCCCCGUCGCCAACCGGCUGCGAUGGAACCUGACGGCCGAGCAGAUCGAGAGCAUGACCGUGGAGCUCGUGGAAAGGACCAAGCAGGUGUACGACCGCGUGGGCGCGCAGGAGCAGGGCGAGGUCUCCUACGAGAACACCCUCAAGGCUCUGGCUGACGUGGAGGUGGAGUAUACGGUUCACCGAAACAUGCUGGACUUCCCCCAGCACGUCUCCCCUUGCAAGGACAUCCGUACGGCGAGCACAGAGGCUGACAAGAAGCUUUCGGAGUUCGACGUGGAGAUGAGCAUGAGGCAGGAUGUGUACCAGAGGAUCGUCUGGCUCCAGGAGAAAGUGGAAAGUGCAUCCCUGAGGCCUGAAGCCCAGAGAUACCUGGAGAGGCUGAUUAAGUUGGGCAAGAGAAAUGGCUUACACCUCCCUGAAGACACGCAGGAGAAAAUCAAAGCCAUUAAGAAGAAGCUGAGCCUGCUCUGCAUCGACUUCAAUAAGAACCUCAACGAGGACACCACCUUCCUUCCCUUCUCCAAGGAGGAGCUCGCGGGGCUGCCUGAGGACUUCCUGAACUCCUUGGAGAAAAUGGAGGAUGGGAAGCUGAAGGUCACCCUGAAGUACCCACACUAUUUCCCCCUCCUGAAGAAGUGCUACGUGCCUGAGACCCGGAGGAAAGUGGAAGAAAUGUUUAACUCCCGGUGCAAGGAGGAGAAUUGCCUGAUCCUGAAGGAGCUGGUGGACCUGCGGGCUCAGAAAGCUGGGCUCCUGGGCUUCAACACGCAUGCUGACUUUGUGCUGGAGAUGAACAUGGCCAAGAGCAGCAGGACCGUAGCCUCCUUCCUUGAUGAGCUGGCACAGAAACUGAAGCCUCUGGGCGAGAAGGAGCGGGCUGUGAUCCUGGAGCUGAAGAAGAAAGAGUGCGAGAAACGGGACCUGGUGUUUGACGACCGCAUCAAUGCUUGGGACAUGCGCUACUACAUGAACCAGGUGGAAGAAACCAAGUACAGCGUGGACCAGAACCUGCUGAAGGAGUACUUCCCCAUGCAGGUGGUCACUGCGGGCCUGCUCGACAUCUACCAGGAGCUGCUGGGCCUCAGCUUCCACCUGGAGGAGGGCGCCCAGGUGUGGCAUGAGGAUGUCCAGCUUUACACAGUGAAGGACGGUGCCUCGGGGGAGACCAUCGGCAAGUUCUACCUGGAUCUGUACCCAAGGGAAGGGAAAUACGGGCACGCGGCCUGCUUUGGCCUACAGCCUGGUUGCCUGCUGCCAGACUCCAGCCGGCAGAUAUCAGUGGCCGCUAUGGUGGCCAACUUCACCAAGCCCACGCCCGACGCGCCCUCCCUGCUGCAGCAUGACGAGGUGGAGACCUACUUCCAUGAGUUUGGGCAUGUCAUGCAUCAGCUCUGCUCCCAGGCAGAGUUUGCAAUGUUCAGUGGCACCCAUGUGGAGCGGGACUUUGUGGAGGCGCCAUCGCAAAUGCUGGAGAACUGGGUGUGGGAGAAGGAGCCACUGCUACGCAUGUCCCGGCACUACAAGACCGGGAACCCCCUCCCUGACGAGCUGCUGGAGAAGCUCAUCCAGUCCCGGCAGGCAAACACUGGGCUGUUCAACCUGCGUCAGAUCGUCCUGGCAAAGGUAGACCAGGUGCUGCACACCCAGACGCAGGUAGACCCUGCCGAGGUGUUCGCCCGCUUGUGCGAGGAGGUGCUGGGCAUCCCUGCCACCCCAGGGACAAACAUGCCGGCCACGUUUGGGCACCUGGCUGGAGGCUACGACGCCCAGUACUAUGGCUACCUCUGGAGCGAGGUGUACUCCAUGGACAUGUUCCACACACGUUUCAAGCAGGAGGGCAUCAUGAACUGCAAGGUGGGCAUGGACUACAAGAGCUGCAUCCUGCACCCUGGCGGCUCUGUGGAUGCCUGUGACAUGCUGAGGAAGUUCCUCGGCCGCGAGCCCAAGCAGGAUGCCUUCCUUGCUAGCAAGGGACUGAAGGUGGAGUCCAACUCGCUGCCUUCGGCCUGCUGAGCCCUGCCCCACCCUGCCCAGCCCAGUGACGCCAGCACCUUCGUCCGUGUACUUGUUCUCCAGAGCCAGGGCGCCGAGCUGCGCCAGCCCCCUCCCGAGCACCCGCCGGAUGACCCUGCACCGUAUCCUUCCCUUGAGCUCCGGCACGGGGCGGCAGGGCUGGCCAGGUUGUGGGGGUGCCGGCCCCGCGAACCAGCUGCAGGUGUCCUCCCUGGGAGUGGGGGAAACGCUAGCGUAACACCGACGUGCUGCUCUGCAUCAGGGCACAGAUUGGCUUGGGUUCAGCGAGGGAGGGGAUACGGGGCUUGGCGAAAGAGCUGAUUCACCAGUUUACGCAGCAAGCACCUCCCAGCUUGCAGCCUGGCCGUGUGACACUGGCCGGCAGAGACUGACCCAGAGGGCUCGUUAGGGAGGGAUCUACCCCCGGUACUGAUGGAGAGCCAGCUAAGAAGUGCCCCCACAGUGUGCCUGCCCUUUCCUAGCCUCCCUGGCCUCCCAGCAAUAGCCGUUUUCCCUUCCUUUCCCAUCAGAAGUGCUGGGGCAGGAAGGGAGGAGCUUUCCUGUACUGCCUUGUCCUCGUGUCCAGGGUAGUACGAGAUACAGGGUGGAGAAGGAUCGGGAACACGGAUUAGCUGAUGAUUGUGAAUUGCUGCUGCUUGACUGAGCGUUGAGGGGAAUGCUCCAGGCAGGGAUCCUGCUGGCUUCCAGCUGCUGGGAUGCUAAGCCUGACUUCUCACCCUUUGCUGCAGUCCUUGGUUUAUUGAAAUGGGAUGAAAAAUAGUCAGAUUUAUUCAAGCACCCCUCCCCACCCCAAGGUGAGAUUGGAGACAGUAAAUCAGUUCAUAGCAGUGCACUCUGCCCCCUUUGAGUGUGCCCUGACUGCCUGCCGACCCCGGACUCACUGCUGGGCUGCAGAGUUGGAGGGACCUAAGCCCACACCCCGCGCGGCCACAAAACAGUUCAUUCCCUGCCUGACAUUCUCCCCCUGUCUCGUCCUGAGAACGGCCGAGGCAGGAGGCACGCGGGCACAUUUCCAGACAUGCCUGCUGCCUUCAGGCGCCUGGAUUUUUGGCCGUUGCACUCGUGCUGUUUUGGUUCUGCCAGCUCUGAUUUCACCUGGAGCUGCAGGGUGCGCGCUCUGCCAGGGAGGCAGGACUGAUACAGCUUAGUAUCAGCACCCAAAGGCAUCCAGCACUUUGGAAAACAUGCCCUGUUCUUGCCUUCCUGCCUGGAGGGCCACCGCCUCCAAAAGCCAGGCUGUAUCUGAGGCUUCUCCCUGUGCUGCUGUUCUGCUUGGAAGAAGGGAGGAGCUCUCUCUGCAGCCUGGCUCUACAGCACCAAUUUUGGGGCAAAGGGAAGGGGAGAUGCUUCUGUGUGUGACGGCAACAGAGAGCUUGGCUCCUUGUGGUAGCUGGCAGGACCCCUGGGCUGUCCCUGAUGCUUCCCAGUUUCCCCCAGAUUCCUCCCAUCCUUGGGCACAGACAGCACUAUCGCCAGGGUGGAAGAGGGGCUGUGGAUGUGACAGAUCCACCUGCCCUCCGCUCACACCUGAGCAUCAAAGGAGCCUUGCAUCUGGUGACUUUUUCUUGGUUGCUGCAUUUUGUCUGCAUCCUGGAAACCUGUCGCCACAGACGGAUCAGCUCAGGGAGGGGAUGAGCACCCAGGUGUGGGAUUGAUACCGGCUUGCAGAGCCUGGGGACGGGCUUCUUGGGGAGCCUCACAAAGCCCCUUCCUUCAGGGCUGCCUUGGCUCAGAUUUUCCUUCCCAUCUGAGCCAUUUCCCCUGGAUCUGGGCACGCUUGUGCGUGGAACGGCAUGGGAGGUGCUCACGUCCCCCUGAGGUGGAAGCCUGACUGAGGCAUUGUCCAGGGGUGCCUAGGAGGACAGGGAGCAGCAAACAAAUGGCUCUGUCCUAUUCUGGCAAAGCUUGCCCUUGGAAGGUCCCCAGCCCCGGGUCCUGCCAGGCAGGCUGCGUCCCCAGCCACCGGCGUGACCCGGGAGCAUGGUAUGUAGUGGGCGAAGCGGCUCUUGGUGCUUACCACGUCCUUUCCCUGCGUUCAGUCUCUUCCCUGCCCCCCCGUUCUAGCCGUGAGCGUGUGUCUGUCCUGGGGGUGCCCUGCCAGGCUCGGCCUUCACCCCCUUGGUGCUGUGGGUGCUGCUUGUUUUUUAAACGUAACAGUUUUGGGGUUUUACAGGAUUUGUGUUUUGAGCUGUCUCCCCUCUCAGCCGCCAGAACGGGGGGACGGCCCCCUCCUUCCCCAGGCUGCCCGUGCAGCAAACUGGCACCGAUGGCUGCACCGGACGUAGCUUCACCAGGGAGCGGGGGACGACUGAUGGGUGUCCUUUGUUGCACUACGCUGUCUUCAGCCCCCGUCCUGCCGGCAGAGAGGUCCGACGUGUUUCCGUUAUCCGUGUGCGCGGUCACCGCGGCGCGGUUCUGUUACUUCCCCUCCCCCUGCUUGUCCUGCCGAUCGGGUUGUAGAUGAGUCCUGGCACCAAUAAAGGGUUUUCGUAAGCGGAUUUUGGCCCUGCGCGGUCCCUGCCUGGGGAAGCAGGCGGCGGUGGGAACCCAUCUCGCUGCUCGGGGGCAGGUGGGGGUUAGGGAUCUCAGCAGGGCUGGAUUUGCUGUUGGCGUGCGUCUCUUCUGGGAGAGGGGGCUGCUGUUAACGCUGUUUUGCAGGCGGAGAGCAAGGGACCGGCCCAGGGUCACCUGCAGAAGUGGCGGCAGAGGUCGAAUUUGAACCCGUAUCUUAGGCUGCUUCGUGCCUGGGACAGAGCCCCCCCACGAUGGCCGUUCAGCCACCGAGGCAGCCCUGGGUCUGUCUGCUCCUCCAGCUCUGACCCACCUCCCACCAGCACGUCCUGUAGCCCGGAGCCGUCCU